Molecule: messenger RNA, 1837 nt
Organism: Entrophospora candida
Lineage: Eukaryota; Fungi; Glomeromycota; Glomeromycetes; Entrophosporales; Entrophosporaceae
Source: the annotation of a GenBank genome assembly
AUGACAGUCGCGAUUAAUACAAAGGUCUUAAAUAAUUCUCAAAACCAGUUACAAUUAAUUCACGAUAAAUAUGAUGAUAAUUCUUUGUGGUCAAAAAUAAGAAAAGGUCCUUUGGGUUUUAGUUUAUAUGCAGCGCUUCAAUAUCCAAAAGUAUUCUUAAAUAGAUUUUUUUUUGAUAACACACUUAAUCCAACUUGGACGAUUUAUCAAGAAUCAUUUAUAAAUGUACUGAAAUGGACACUUGACGCUCCUUUGACUACAAUCAGAUCAAAUUUCAUAUUUCUUGAAUAUAUAAUGAAACGCUUUGGAUGUUCUGAACCAUAUACGCUAUUAGAUGAUGACGAAGACAUUAAAGGAUAUUGGUUAGGUCCUGAACUUUGGAAAGGCCGUCACCCAGAAGCUGUUAUUUUAUACGUUCAUGGUGGACAUGUAGCGAUGUCAUCAUUUUUUGGAAUAAGAUUUUUAUGCUAUUUAAUUAAACAAUUACGUACUCAACAUGAUAUACAUAUUAGAGUGUUGUCAGUUGAUUAUAAUUUGGCACCAGAAGAACCAUUUCCAAGUGGUAUCAAUUGCAUUAAAAGAGCUUAUAAAUGGUUAACUGAGGAAGUUGGUACUCCAAAAAAUCAAAAAGUAUUUUUAUGUGGGGAUUCAUCUGGUGCAAGUAUGAUCUUGGGAUUAUUGCAAUCAAUUUAUUCGGAAGAUGGACCAGAAAAUCUAAAUAAUAAUAAUAAUCCAAACGACAACAUCUUAUACAACGACGAAAAUAGUAAUGAUAUCGGAAACGAUAAUAGUAAUGGUUCAUCACAAGGAUUUUCUUCUUCAUUUAAAAAAAAACAUCCAUUAGCUGGAGUAAUACUAAUUUCACCGUGGGUGGAAUUAGCAUGUGACAAAUUAUCACGUCUUACAAAUUCAAAAUACGAUUAUUUACCAAGUCAAUUUACAAGUGUAUCAGCCGAAAACUAUUUAUUUGGCAACGUUGGUAAUCCAAAUCGAUUUCAAGACUCGUAUCGACCAAAGGUCAACGAGCCAUUGAUAUUAUCAUGGUUGGAAAAAGUCGAAGAUUCAUUUGAUUCUGUUGGAAUCGAUGAUCCUAAUUAUUAUAAUUUAUUAUCACCAUCAUCCAGAAUAUCUAAAAGAUAUAGUAUAGAAAGUAGAAGUACCAAUAAUCGAUUUUCAAUGCAUUCGCAACGAAACUCUAAAAGUUCUUUCAAAAAUGUUGGAAGUUCCUUCCGAAAUUCAAAAAUUAGAAUUGAUUCCUCCUCGUCGUUUAUGGUUAAUAGUUAUUUAAAUAAUAACAAUGGAAAAGAAACAACUAAAAAUCACAUAUAUAGUAGUACCAAUAAUACUAACGAGGAGUUUAACGAAUUAGAUACAACAACUAGACAAUCAAGUACGCAUCACAAAAUAACAUUACAUCAAAUAAUUGAAAAAAAUAAAGUAGAAUUUUCAAGAAAAAGAAUAACAAAUGAUAUAUACGUAAAUCCAAUGGUGUCGCCUCUAUAUAUUAAAAAGAGAAUUUUGGCAAAAUUCCCACCUUUGUUUAUUUCUUAUGGUGGAAAGGAAAUUUUUAAAGAUGAUAUUGAAAUGUUUUGUAAAAAAUGCAUUGAAUCAAAGAAUUAUUUUGGAGGUAAUGUUCCAAAUCAUGAUAAAAACAGUCAUCCUGACGUGACUAUUGAAAUUGAUCCUGAAAUGGUUCACGCAUAUCCAAUAUUUGUUGAUGCAUUUGGUAAACAUUCAAAAAAUACAUUGAAUCGCAUCGCAAGUUUCAUAUCUUCAAAAGUUUAUCCUUCUCGUUUAUCAACAAGCCUAUCAUUUCAUCAUAAUAAUAUUAGAAGAA